AUGUUUACUACACAAAGGAUCAACACCGUCUUCACUGUGUUGAUACUUCUACUUAAAGUAUAUGGAUCAGUAGAACAGGAGUAUUCUACUACAUUGGAUUUAUUUAAUGAAAAACUUAGUGGCUCGAAUUAUAAUUCUAAAGUGAGACCAUUACUAAACCAGUCUCGUAUUCUAGAGGUUAAUGUGUCAUUUGAGCUCCUGUCUAUAGUGGAGCUUAAUGAUGUCCAGCAGAGCUUUACCUGCAACGGUUUUCUGGCUUUUUACUGGACAGAUGAGCUCUUGGUCUGGAACUCCACCCAGUACGGUGGUCAAAGAUUUAUACAUCCGGUCCCAGAGGACAUCUGGAGACCUCGUGUUGUCGUGAUGAACACACUACAGGACAGAGAUCCCUUCAAGGAUGAUAUCAGUCCAGUGUUUGUCAAAUACAAUGGCUUCGUUUCCUGGAUACCAGGGUCGUUGUUUACCAUCUCUUGUGAGCUUGAUCUGACGGACUUCCCGUUUGACCACCAGACCUGCAAAAUACAGCUGACGUUUGUGAUGAAGAGAAGACCAGACUUUCUACUCCUAAACAUCAUACUCCCUGUGGUGUUGCUGUCAUUUCUCAAUCUUAUGGUGUUUGUUAUACCCGUAGACUCAGGGGAGAAAAUCGGAUACGGUAUCACAGUCUUACUGGCACUGACCGUCUACAUGAGUAUCGUCAGCAACAUGUUGCCCAGCUCCUCUUUAUCUACUCCCAGACUCACCCUCUACCUCUUCAUCCUCCUUAUCUUCUCUAUGCUCACUGUCAUUGACAGUAUCGUUAUUGUCUUUAUCGACAACCUAGAGGAGAAGGAAGUAGCGCAUCUGAAAGCAAAAGCGAAUUUCAGAUCUGCUUUGCAUUAUUUCACCAACUUCAAAACGGCCUCCAACUCCACGAAAAGACUGGCAGUCAACGUACCGUAUCCUCGAGGGCAACAACCGAUAAUGGACGCACAGUCUCACGUUGAAGAUAUCAACUUGCAGCAAGUAGACCCAGAAGAUAGACAAACCAAGAACCAUAACUCGCCAAAGACUAUGGAGAAUAAAUACAGGCUAAUUGGAAAACAUAUCGACCUGAUUUCUUUUCUCGUGUUUUUCGUCAUUUGGUUAGGUGUGACAUUCGGAUUCCUGUUCAGCAUUGCUUUUUAG
Molecule: messenger RNA, 1167 nt
Organism: Physella acuta
Lineage: Eukaryota; Metazoa; Mollusca; Gastropoda; Physidae
Product: acetylcholine receptor subunit delta-like
Biological process (GO): monoatomic ion transmembrane transport
Cellular component (GO): membrane
Molecular function (GO): transmembrane signaling receptor activity; extracellular ligand-gated monoatomic ion channel activity
Source: RefSeq, a predicted model, not a curated record